GCGAGAACCUUUCGUCGUGAACGGACGUGUAUUCCAUUGUUGCGGCUAAAUAACGCGAACGAAAGAAUAAUAGCAACAAACUUGUUUGAUCUGAGGCAAAAUUAGUGUUCGCAUAAAGUCCAAAAAGAUCCGGAGUGUGUGAAGAGUGAAUACAAUCAAUCAAGUGCACUAACAAUCCACGUGCACUGCGAGAAUGCAGCGCUGGUGAGCUGGGUUAGACGGAGGCGAUAAGCAGAGCUCGGAAAGCCAACGAAAGUCAAGAACAAAACACGCCGACGAUUGACAAGCGAAGAACGUGCAGAGCAGCAACAGCAGAAGAAGAGGCAGAGAGCACGCUCAGAUGGCGCUGCAGAGCCGGCUCGGAGCCGGACGCGGUGGCCGGGUAAUGAGCUAUACGAACUACGCCCUGCUGAUGGCCACAGUGCUGCUGGUGUUAAUCUCAGCGCAUGUCAAAAGCGCCAAGCUGCAUGAGGAGCCGCAGUUGAGUAACGUUGCCAUUGACAAGGCUGAGCGUGACAACAACAACAACAACAACAAGAACAACAACGAUGACAGCAACAACAACAACAACAACGAGUUCGUCAAAGAGCACGUGAAAGACGCAGCUGCCAUUCAUCCUUAUCAUCAGCAUGUCCACGGGCAGCACAAGCCUCACUUGCACCAUGUGUCACAGCUGAACAAUCGUCGCGCCUAUCACAGCAAAUACAGCAUCGAGCAGCUGCUGCACAUGCAUGUGACACCGAAAGUAUCCAACGAUAUCGAUAUGGACCCCUGCAAGGCGGGUGAGUAGUAUCCCAGUUAUUCG
Molecule: messenger RNA, 805 nt
Organism: Drosophila navojoa
Lineage: Eukaryota; Metazoa; Arthropoda; Insecta; Diptera; Drosophilidae
Gene: tok
Product: tolloid-like protein 1 tolkin
Biological process (GO): proteolysis
Molecular function (GO): calcium ion binding; metalloendopeptidase activity; zinc ion binding
Source: RefSeq, a predicted model, not a curated record